AUGCUAUUCUCAAAGUUUACCCUAACGAUUGUGACGGCUCUAGUGAGCACAGUGGCCUCAGCCCCUGCUCAGUUCGACUGGAAUGUCCCUGACGAUGGGAAAGUUGACGACCUUGUGACAAUCAACGCGAACCUUAACUGCGGGAAGUUGAUGCGUGGGUUGAACAAGGGGGACUGUGAAUAUAUGCAGAAAAUAGGAUUUAUUGGGCAAGGUAUUAAUGCCCAGUCCAAUAAUGGCAAGGCUUGGAUUGGAAACAAUGCCCCGUAUACUUUCACGUUCAUCAACAGGGCCACUCAGCCCAGUCCGGUUCCAGUCAUCAUUGUCGUUUGGGUGAGAGACAAUGCCAACGACUACUACUCUAUGGACAUGAGGCGCAAGCGCCCAUACAUCACAUUUUCUCUCCCAAAGGUCGGGGACAAGGUGACAAUCUCAAUGCCUGCGAACGUCAAUGGCGCGUUUGCAGCCCUGAACAACCGCCAGACUACUCUUAGCAACACUGGACAAAUCUACAAUACCUGGGGCGAGUUUUCAACUGGCCAGUGGGCAACGAUAGACGUUAGUCGCGAGAUCAAUAUGGGUGGCAACGUCAUGGAGAUGAAGGCUUCCAACGGCUGCGUCACCAACAUGAGCAGGUGUGUCUUCAAGUGCAAGAGAGGAAACACAUGCGGUGCCAAGAAUAGUUACGUGCUAGAGAACUGUGCGAGCGGAAGUCAACCUGGUGCUGGCCAUGGGACCGAUCCAUCGACUGGCGAUCCAAGCGGGGGUUGUGGAGGUUGGGGAUACAGCGGAAAGGGUCAUGUCGAUGUCUUUCUUGGGCGUCACUGA
Molecule: messenger RNA, 825 nt
Organism: Pochonia chlamydosporia 170
Lineage: Eukaryota; Fungi; Ascomycota; Sordariomycetes; Hypocreales; Clavicipitaceae
Exons: 2
Coding region: 1-825 (274 amino acids)
Source: RefSeq, a predicted model, not a curated record